This is a messenger RNA of Cladophialophora carrionii CBS 160.54, 1734 nucleotides long. RefSeq lists its product as uncharacterized. Lineage: Eukaryota; Fungi; Ascomycota; Eurotiomycetes; Chaetothyriales; Herpotrichiellaceae. Gene Ontology annotation, molecular function: protein binding. The record is from RefSeq and is a predicted model, not a curated record. The transcript is spliced from 4 exons. Bases 1 to 1734 code for a protein of 577 amino acids.
AUGUCGCUCAAGCAGGAGAUCGAGACUUGGGUUGAGGCGCUCGGGCACUAUGACAACCAGGAAUUCGAAGAGGCUCUGCGGAUUUUCGAUGCCAUCGCCGAUACUUCCAAGAUCCUGUUUAACUGUGGUGUUAUCCACGCCACCAUCGGCGAACAUGACCGAGCAGUCGAAUGCUACCAACGCGCAAUCAAGCUCGACCAGUAUCUCGCCGUCGCCUACUUCCAGCAGGGCGUCUCGAAUUUCCUCGUCGGCGACUUCGAAGAGGCAUUGGCCAAUUUCAACGACACCCUCCUCUACCUCCGAGGAAACACAUAUAUCGACUACGAGCAGCUGGGCUUGAAGUUCAAGCUCUACUCCUGCGAAGUCCUCUUCAACCGGGGCCUGUGUUACGUCUAUCUGCAGCAAGAGGAGGCCGGCCUGCAAGAUUUUACUUUUGCGCAGAAGGAGAAGAUGACCCCCGACCACGAUGUGAUAGACGAUGCUAUAAAAGAGAUGGCUCAGGGCUACGUGGUGUUCAGCAUACCCGUCGGCUGUGUGUACAGGCCGAACGAAGCCAAAGUCAAGAACCUCAAAGCGAAAGACUACUUGGGCAAAGCCCGCCUGAUAGCCACAUCCAACAGCCAGAACACUGGCACUGGCUUCCAAGGUGCUGAAAGGAGACAGGCCAUCGCUGCCGUUUCAGCCAAGGACGAUCGACCCGCCGAGAACAUCAGUUAUGCAGCAACAAACCUCGUCCAGCGUAACUUGUCGAGCAGGAUUGCUCGAGAUCAGAGUGCCCCACCUGUAAUGAGCAGAAACGUCUUCCCUCCCACGCCGCCGCCAGAGAUCGAGAAGCCCAGAAUGAGCGGCAGUGCUCCAGGCAGUGCUGUCGGCAGCAGCUCCGGCAGUGGCGCGUCUUCGAACCUGCCCUUACGAUCCGCGUCUAUGCGCCAGCCGCGGAAUAUGUACUCCACUAGAGCAGAGAUGGAACCACCCCGGCCCGGAAUGAUGAGUCGUGCCGCCACUUUUGACGUUAAUGGGAACCAACCGCCAGGCGGUGGGAGAAUGCCACCACCACAGCGAGAGAACUCUUGGCCUGAGGAUGAACCGCUCAUGAUGGACCGGCCGAUGCAAAUGGAAAGGUCCCGUUAUGGCACGCAAAGAACAGCGUCGGAGCCUCGGGGCCCUUCUUCAAGACGGCAGGUGCUUGACCGCUCAAUGUCACAAAGAGCCCCCGCGCCCCUCUUCCGCGAAACCACACGAGACCGGUACGAAGAUCCCAAUGAUACCGUAGAUGACGUCUACCGCAUGUACGCAAGCCCACGUCGACGUCCCACGCAGCGCCGGCCAGAACCAGACCUUUACCUCAACGAAGAGGACGAAUAUAUAGACGAGGAAGAAAUGAGCUCGGAAGACAUGAGCGGAUUCGAGCCCGUUCGACGCGCACCCUCACGCGCGGGCACCAUGCGGGGCAGCAAACGGCCCGACAUGCGCAAGAUCCGAGUCAAAUGCCACUUUAACGAAGACACGAGAUACCUGAUGAUCGGCGCGGUCAUAGACUUUGGCGACUUGGAAAGUAAAAUCCGCGAGAAGUUUGGCAUCAAAGAUCAGCUGAAGAUCAAGAUGCAGGAUGAUGGCGAUAUGAUCACAAUGGGUGAUCAGGACGAUCUGGAGAUGCUGUUGAGCAGUGUGCGGAGUCAGGCGAGAAAGGAGAGGAGCGAGAUGGGCAAAAUGGAGGUUUGGAUUUCGUCGUGA